This is a messenger RNA of Babesia bovis T2Bo, 944 nucleotides long. RefSeq lists its product as uncharacterized. The record is from RefSeq and is a predicted model, not a curated record. The transcript has a single exon. The coding region runs from base 129 to 875 and encodes 248 amino acids. Lineage: Eukaryota; Apicomplexa; Aconoidasida; Piroplasmida; Babesiidae.
CGUUUAAACACUUAUAUAAAGUACCAGCGGCAAUAAAAUACGGAAAACAUUGCUAUUCAGUGUUGCUCCGUAUGCUGCACUGUGCUACGGAUGUGUUUUCAUUUAUUCAGUUACAAAGGUAAUCAACGAUGAAGGCACACGUGGCUUUUAUCGUUUUUCUUACUUCCGUUUAUUACAAAUUUACUGUUUGUGAGGAAUUGUUUUUACCCAAUGACGAUGUGUUGUCUGAUUUCCCAUCAUACAGCUACUUUUUGGAGAACGAGCUAGAUGACGAAUACGAGCGUGAUAAUGAGGAUAGCGUUUACGAGCUCAUGUCUAACGAUGGUUUUGGUAAGUAUAGUUUGAUGGAUGUUGCUGAAGAUGAGGAUGAACCAAACCACAGCUUUCUUGAGGUAGAUGAUGAAUACGACGCAUUGGAUGACGACAAUGCUGUAUUUUUCCAGACCGAAUCGAUGGAUGUGGAUGACAAGUUUCUAGGUGAUGAGGAUGAGAAGUUUGAUGACGUCAUCUUCCUCGAUGAUGAUGUGAUUGAGCCUCAACACAGUUCUUAUCAGCCCAUUAAACCACGCGGUACCACUGUAACGUGUGUUGAUAACGAGUGCACGAUGAACCGUCCCGAGGCAAAGGAUGCCAAAAAGGAUGGUGAGAAGGAAGGCGAGGAGCAGCCACCAAAGAGGACGUUCUUUAACCACACCCACUCUGCCAUCUUGGGUAUGCUUUUACUCGGUAUUUUGGUGGCCACAUGGUACAUACUGUACACCAAGGGUUAUCUGACGGCACUAAAGAACCGUGUAUGUGGUAUUUUCCGCCGUGCAGAGGCCUACGAAUCGGUUCUUCCAGAGACUUCGGAAUCGGAUCCGCUUGUUGCCCACUAGGUUCUCUAUAUAUAAAAUCCGAACUGUGUUUGGAAAAUAGCCUUAGCUAAUCAUUGGGGAUACCACAAG